This is a messenger RNA of Centropristis striata (black sea bass), 618 nucleotides long. Its product is annotated as complement C1q-like protein 2. Gene Ontology annotation, molecular function: protein binding. Bases 1 to 618 code for a protein of 205 amino acids. The record is from RefSeq and is a predicted model, not a curated record. Lineage: Eukaryota; Metazoa; Chordata; Actinopteri; Perciformes; Serranidae. The transcript has 3 exons.
AUGACGAUGUGUUUUCCUCUGCUGCUGCUGAUCUGCUCUGUCUCCAUGGCUCAGCUUCAGACACAGUCUGACAAAGAAAUGAUUCCACAAAAACAAAGUGAACUCCAGAGAAGUGAACCAACGAACGGCUUUGACCAGCGACAGACCUGCACACAAGACAUCCAUGCUGUGCUGAGAGAGAUGAGCGCCUCGUUGGCUGAGCAGAAGGUGGAAAUGAGGCACUUACAGAGAGAGAAUGAAGGCUCGGAAACUCUUGGACCAAUUAACGCACACACUGAUCUGGUCUUCAGACACGUCGUCACAAACAUUGGAAAUGCCUACAACCCAAACACAGGUUUUUUCAUUGCCCCAGUGAGAGGAGCCUACCACUUUGAGUUCUACAUAGGAGCACAUGGACAUUCUUCACAUGGUUCAGCUGCUGUGUUGGUUAAGAAUGGAGAGCAUAUUUUUGCUGUAUAUGAGCACCAGACGUCUGGUUUUGGGACCUCUGCAAAUGGUGCCACGCUGCUUCUAGAGGUUGGAGAUGUUGUAUAUGUGCGUCUGUGGAUUAACUCAAGAGUGUUUGACAAUGAAAAUCAUCACAGCACCUUCAGUGGCCAUCUGCUUUUCACCAUGUGA